This is a messenger RNA of Cryptotermes secundus, 2605 nucleotides long. RefSeq names its product stromal cell-derived factor 2. The transcript has 5 exons. NCBI's taxonomy places the organism in Eukaryota, Metazoa, Arthropoda, Insecta, Blattodea, Kalotermitidae. The coding region runs from base 19 to 699 and encodes 226 amino acids. The record is from RefSeq and is a predicted model, not a curated record.
AAGACAACGUGUUUCAACAUGGAGGACAGUGUGUUGUCUUUACAGAAGUGGGCGAUAGUGUUCAGUAUUGUGUUUAUGUUUCUUGAGGCAGUGGAAGGUAGAUCAAACCAAUAUGUGACAUGUGGCUCCGUACUGAAGUUAAUGAACACAGGUUAUAAGGUCCGGCUGCAUUCGCAUGAUGUGAAGUACGGUACAGGCAGUGGUCAGCAGUCUGUAACAGGCACCGAUGUGCAAGAGGAUGUUAAUUCCCACUGGGCCAUUAAGGCAGAGACUGGAAAACAUUGUAUCCGAGGGGAACCUGUUAAAUGUGGUGACAUAAUCAGAUUACAGCAUCUGGCAACAUCAAGAAAUCUUCACUCCCAUCACUUCACCUCUCCGUUGUCUGGCAACCAAGAAAUAUCAGCAUAUGGAGAUGAGCUAGGGGAGGGAGAUACAGGUGAUCACUGGAUGGUGAUUUGUGAUGGUGACUACUGGGAGAGAGAUGAAGGCAUUAUGCUGAAACAUGUUGAUACUGAAGUUUACCUGUCAGCAACGACACGGACCUAUGGACGUCCAAUAAAUGGGCAGUCAGAAAUUGUUGGAGUCAUUUCUCCAGGUGCACAUCAUGUCCACUGGCAGGCAAUGGAGGGAUUGUUUAUACAUCCCAGUGACUUCAAUCCAAAGCAGCAAAUGCAUCAUGAACCUCAUACGGAGCUUUAGAAGAAUUGUAUUUAAUUUUACUUGGUGCAUUUCUUUGUGAUAUAAGAACUACUUUGUCUUAUUUGCUCCUACUUUUCUUAGUUGGUUAUUUAAUGAUGCCAUCAGAAUCGAGACUAUACAGUGUUGGCAUGUUACUAUUGAAAUAGUACACACAUGGUGCAACAAACCCACUGGCAGUGAUGAAAAAUUAAGGCCAAUGAGUGAAAAAAUUGUGAAUUUAUUAAAUCGCGCGCUCUCUUAUUUUUCUCUGGAUGUCAGGCUGUAAAUUUGAACAGUAAAUAUGAAGGCUAUCCAGAAAGUAAAGCUACAAAGUCCAGAAAAUAUUUGUAAAGCAUUUUUUUGGGAGGGAUUCACAUGUAGCAUUUUCACAACACACCUUUAUUUACUUUUCAAUAUAGUCACCAUGGAUUGCAAUGCGCUUAGUGAACCUGGGAAUUAGUUUUUUUUAUUCCAGUGUCGUAGAAAUCUCCCACCUUUAGUUUUUUUUAUUCCAGUGUCGUAGAAAUCUCCCACCUGCUCUCUUAGACGUUGAGAACAGCUCUCGACACUUCUGGACCUUGUUGAUGAAGUUCACUGAUGGUUAAACGUCUGUCAGCAUGUAAAUUUUCAUCGGAUUUUUGGAUGAUUUCAUCAGUGGCAACAGAUGGCCUUCCACUCCUUAUUUCAUCAUGAACAUCACUUCUUCCCUCUUCGAAUUCACAACACCAUUUUGCCUGUGAGUAACAUCUUCACCAUAAACAGAAACAAGUUGGCAAUGAAUUUCAGUAGCAGUUUCUCCUUUUGCAUGAAGACAUCAAAUUAUUGCACAAAUUGACACGGCCAUUUUAAACACAAACUGGGAGCACAACGUUGCCACAAGUGUGGCCAGUGAACUAAGCCCUGUCAUAGGGUUCCUAUCUCACAUGGCAGCACUGUCAUUUCUUGUUACUAUGUUGUAUAAGGGAGAGCAUCUUAUAUUCUUGGUUAGUCAUGUGAUGGUAAGUUGGCUGGUAUGGAGCAGAUACAAUGGCAUGGGUAGUGCAAUCUGUGAAGUAGAAUAUUUAUGUGAUGAGUGAACAACUGAGUCAGUACUGAUUCAGAUGUAUAUAUAUAAUCUUAAGUCAUUUAGUGAAGUCUGGGGCUUUAAUUCUAAAAUACAAUACAUAAUUGUGGGGCUAAUCCAAAGUAUGAUAUCAGCUUUAAAACUUGCAUUUUUUUUCCUUGUAGUAAUGUAGCAUAUGGAUGUUGAUGUUGGAACAAAUAACUGUGUAUCCCAAUCUAGUCUCAACCUGAAACAUGUUUGCUAACAAAAUGAAGUCAAAUUGUUUUUCAGUGUAAUCUAACACUUUUCUUUUCAUCAUAUGUAUAUAAUACAGUGUUAUAGCAAAGACAGUACUUUUAUUGCACAGUCAAAUUCAAUACAGAUACACAUUAUGUCAUGAGCUUGAAAAGCUUAGUCUGUAUAUUGACUAGGCUUUGGACUGGACAUUGAAGAAUUGGGUUUCAAUUCCUGGGAGAAGUAGAGGUUUCUCUUUACACCAUGCCCAGGCUGGCUCUGGGGCCCAUCCACCCUCACCCAAUGGGCAUUUGACGUUCUUUUCCUGGGAGUAAAGCAGCCAGGAUGUAAAGUCGACCACUCACCAUCAUUUAAUAUCAAAGGUUAAAGACUGGAGCUAUACCUCCAGAAGAAGGUCAAGGCCCAUCCUGGGGCUGUAAGUGCCAGUCCUUUACUUUUUUUACAUAUUGUCACUGGCUAAGAAUCAUCAGUUUUAAUAAUUAUUUGGUAUGCUGAAUGAUACAAAGAGAAAUUUAAGCAUAUGUUGUAAGUUAGGUUGGUAAACUUUGUAGAUUGAUGACUUAAGUUGUAAAUAUAAGUGUAAGUACAUGGAAAAUAGCCGAUAAAAUAAACUGGUUAAAAUUAUCAGUA